CGAGCCGCAGCUUGACGCUCUUCAGGCGGACGCUGCCGUGGAAACGACAGAAUCCAGAGACACGCAGCUGCGCCGCCACCACCAGGGCCCCAGACCCCUCACUUCAAAGGCGUCCACUCCUCCUCUUCCUCUUCCUCUCUCUCUCUCCAUCCAUCAUCCUCCUCGUCCUCCUCCGAGCGGCGGACAUGGACGCGUUGGAAUGAACCGCGGAGCGGCGGCGACGCGGCGAACAGAAGCGGCCGAAUCACCGAGAGGAGGAGGAGGAGAAGAAGAAGAAGAAGAAGAAGAAGAAAAGAAAAAGAGCAGUAGAGCAGCAUGCCGUUGGUGAAGAGGAACAUCGAGCCCCGGCACCUGUGCCGCGGGGCGCUGCCGGACGGGGUGACCAGCGAGCUGGAGUGUGUCACUAACAGCACCCUGGCCGCCAUCAUCAAACAGCUGGGCAGCCUGAGUCGCCAUGCAGAGGACAUCUUUGGAGAACUGUUUAACGAGGCCAACAGCUUCUACCUGAGGAUGAGCAGCCUGCAGGAGCGAGUGGACCAGCUGGCUGUGAAAGUCACGCAGCUCGACUCCACGGUGGAGGAAGUCUCCCUGCAGGACAUCAACAUGAGGAAGGCCUUCAAGAGCAGCACCAUCCAGGACCAGCAGGUCGUGUCGCGGACUUCUGUCCCCAACCCGGUGGUGGAGAUGUACCAUCGCUGUGACAAACCUCCUCCGCUGAACAUCCUCAGCCCCUACAGAGAUGACAAGAAGGACGCCCUCAAGUUCUACACGGACCCGUCGUACUUCUUCAACCUGUGGAAGGAGAAGAUGCUGCAGGCCACCGAGGACAAACGCAAGGAGAAGCGACGGCAGAAGGGCUGUCCGGCCCACCCCGACAGGCCCCACUCCAGACAGGCCCCACCCAGGAGCCCCCUGUCCAUCUCUGAGCAGCAGCGGCAGGUCGAGGACCCGGGCAGGGAGGUGAAGAAGGUGCGCAAGGCUCGUAACCGGCGACAGGAGUGGAACGUCCUGGCCUACGACAAGGAGUUCAGACCCGACGCCAGGCUCACGCCCUCGCCGUACCACGGCAUGUCCUCCGAGGGCUCGCUGUCCCCUGACAGCAGAUCAAUGGCGUCUGACUCGUACCCAGCGAGCCCCAACCACCCCUCCGGCCAGGCCCCCGGCGCCGCCCACCCCGCCGACCUCCACGCCAGGGAUCACCUCAGCGCCGCCGCCCAGACCCAGUCACUGGACCGGGUUCUCAGGCCGACCAACCAGCCCCCAGGGCCGGCAGCGGUGGCGGCGGCGGGGGGGAGGCACGUGGCCUCCCUGGGCAGGACCCCCUCUGGACAAGGGCUCCCGGCUGGCGGAGAUCCGACGGUCAACGGGCCGAGGCAGCAGUCGGUCAAGGAUUACCGGGCUGGACACGGUGUUCCGCCCUCCACCAUCCCAGAGUACUACAUCCCCCCUGCCCCUCCCCCCCCACCUCCCACCAUCCCCUCUGCCCAGACGGCCUUCGACUCCACCACAGUCCCGCCCUCCGUCGCCACGGCCUCUGCCGUUCCACCCACCUCCGCCGCCCUCUCCCGCCCCUACUCCCCCUCCCCUCCUCCUCCCCCGGCCAACUACGUGCCAUCCCCCUCCCACCCGCCCUCGGGCAUCCCCCCCGCCGCCCCUCCGCCCCCGCCCCCUGGCGCCCCAGCCGGCCACUACCCCUCCCCGCCCCACGCCACCGCCGUGGGCCAGACAGCCGGGGACGUGGCGCCCCAGUCGAGGAAAUCCGCCCCCAUGCUGGGGAUGAUCCCGAUGAGCGACGCCCGCUCCGACCUGCUGGCCGCCAUACGUAGGGGUAUCCAGCUGAGGAAGGUGCAAGAGCAGCGGGAGCAGGAGGCGAAGAGGGAGCCCGUGGGCAACGAUGUGGCCACCAUCUUAUCUCGCCGCAUCGCGGUGGAGUACAGCGAGUCCGACGACGACUCCGAGCUCGAUGAGAAUGAGUGGUCUGACUAAAAAAAAAACGUAAAGAAGAAGACGAAGUGAGAUGGAGGCGGGAGCUCGGAGGUGGUGAUGAAUCAUAAACAUCUAAACAUAAGAAGAUAAAUGAAAUCCAGUCAUACACACGUUGACAUCGCCUGUUGCUGCCUCUUGGAACAUGAAGCUCUUCAGCUGCAACAGGCUGGUGAUUCCCGCUUUAUCGGUUGCCCCUGACGACGCCUAUUCUUGAACCGAAGAGGUUUGUGUGUGUGUGUAACCACCUGGCGCAGUAAACAAACACACACACACACACACACAUCCCGCCCCCCUCCACUCAUCUCUCACCACGAACACUCAGCUGUGAAAAACAAACGCUCAGACUACUCCCUCGAAACUCGAGUUAUGAUUAUUAGCAAUAUUAUUAUUCCAGGCUCUUAAAGUGAUGGUACACAAGGGGGGGGGGGGUGUUUACAGAACACAUGGUAUAGCACAACAAAAACUUAAUCGUAGUGCAAUCUUAACUUAUCUGCCAAAUGUUGAGAAAGAAUUUAUGGAUGAUCAGGGAAAAAUUAUAAUAAUUUAUCAGAGAAUAAUAACAGGUCGCGCCUGUGUUUAAAACAAGCGCACACUCUGCGAGAGAGGACAGCAGACUUCUGGGAGUUUGGUCACUCUAAGCAACAUGAUGCAUGUUAACAUCUCCGCAGACCAACGCAGAGACGGUUGUUAUGGAGACAGAAGAUGGAGCAACUGGAGGAUUAAUCAAAAUUAGUCUCCAAACGUCUUUGAGCGUCACUCCAGAUUUAACAUUUUCAACAUUUGUUUUAAGAAAUGAAUUUAAAACCACAGACACAUAUGCCUGUUUUCAGACAAUUGCUCAAAAACUUUUAUAUGAUCAGUACAAUAUCAAAGUUUUUCUCCAGUGAUUAUGAGCUAUAACUUAUGAACAAACUAUCAAAAUUACGAGGCAGUUAAUUAGAGACGUAUUAAUCGAUUAUGGGCUCAUAGAGAAUUCCAAUCUCAUUGUUUUUAUAGUCCAUGUCUUUGUUGAGUAAUGAAUUUAACAUUUCAAUUCAUCUUUUUUUUUUUCUUUCGGACAAAUCACACUGUCGAUUAUAAGAAGCAUUUAAAAUGCUUAUAUUUUACUUUUUAAAUGAGAGAUUUUGAUUUUAGAACUUUUAAAUCAAAAUCCGUCGUGUUUGACAAUGCAGCAUUAAAAAUAAAAAACUGUCCCGUGAGCUGACGUCAGCUGACGUCAAAGUGACGAGAAAAACCAAACUCCCACAAAGUCUGUGUGUUUCUUCAACAUUAAGAAAUACAGUCGUCGUCGUACAGUAGUAUAAUAAAACUGUGAUGAAAGACGCCGCCCGCCAGGAUUAGGCUGGUGUGGGGAAAACAAGCGCCACCAGCACCUCGUUGGCCUCCAUAUAUCACAGCAUCGAGCUCACGCCAUGACUUAUAUUUUUAUCAGAUUUUUUUUUUCUGCUUUUGUAGUUCUUCAUAAACCGAACAGUGACUGUGUGCUGUGGUUUUGCUCUCGUAUAUAUAAACGCUUCCACACUUCACCACCGGCGGAGCCGCACUUAGGUCACAUGACUCUUAUUUACUCUGUGAACGCAGCCCCCCGGACUAUAAAUACAUAAGUGUAAGAGACUUGCAACAGUAAUAUACAGUAUAUGAUUAUUAUUAAUAUCUCUUUUCAGUUUAGGUUUUGGCUGAAGCUCAGAAUGAGCCGAUUGGACUGUGGUGUUUUUAUAUAAUGUGCUUUUUUCUUUUUCUAACGUGCUGCGGUGAGUUGUUCACUUUGAUUUAGUUUUUCUACUGUCCAGGCCACGAGUAAAAAAGGAUCAGCGCAACUUUUUUUCCACAUCUCGAGUCAAAGUCUCAGUUCAGUUCAGCUUUCCACUGAGAGCAACACGAAGAGACUGCUGCUCGUUUGUCUUUUAGUGCAGCUACGUCGAAAGCAGAGCAUUAUGGGAAGUGUAGUGUUAUUCAUUGCACCGCAUUUUAAAAGUGAGACGCGUAUUUGUUUUUCAAUAUAAAAGAUGUUCACUGAUGCGUUUCUUUUUUCAAGGACUUUGCUCGUGGUUUUUAUUUGUACAUUCGUCUUUUUACUGGAGCAAAAGCUUGCACUUUGAACAGUGUCUGAUAAUCACACUCAUCUAUACACAAAACUACCUGGUAACCUAUAAUCUAAACUGGUGAGAUGAGAUUUACCUUUAUUGAUCCUCCGCAGGGGAAAUUCAGAAACGAUGCAGCAGCACAAAGUGUAGCAGCACAGGGGAAAAUGUGAUAAUAAAAUAAAGUAGGAGUGGAAACAGAUUCUGCCAUAACAAUAACGAACUAAAAAACUACAGUAGUAGUUGUGCAAUAAAAAUUUAAAUUAAAUAAACUUCUGCUGUAAUUUACGAAUUAGCCUUUUUUUUUUUCUUCCGUUGUAAAUUGUCUAAUCACAAGAAAUAAUUUUUAGCUGGAUUCCUGGUUAAUGGAUAUUCUAAUAAUGAUCAACCUCCUAGAUGAAACUAUAAUAAUAAAAUGAAUUCUAAUAAUAAAAACGGAGCAGACGUGUGUCGAGUAUCCGACACUGUUCCGAGCGCAUAGUUGUCGUUCUAACAUUUUUUUGUUUAUUACAAGAAAUGGAGAAAAAAAAGACUUUAGGGCUUAAAAGUAGUUCUUUUGUUAUCGUAUGUAAAUACCACACGAUGAGAAACGUCUCUCUCAUCAGCUGCACUCUGUUAUUGAUUAUUGAUUACAGAUGGAUUAAGUGUUGGUGUGUACGUGAGUUGUUGGUUCAGGCUGAUUUGUUUGGUUGAAAGGUUUUUUUUUAGGAACUGUGCCAACCUGUAUUUAUGGACAUGACGGACAUGAUUAUUGAAUUUGGGAAAAAAAAGCACAUAUGAAAAGGGUUAGUUUAAAUGUGGAUUUUUGUUCGAGACCUGGGAUGAAUUUCAGCUAAAGAACUGUGAAGUGCGAGGCAUCAAAUGGAACUAGGAACUAGAAAACCACAGCCCAGAUACGAUUGUCUACGUGGUGGUUUCGUUGUCGUUGACGCAGGAGCCAGAGCUAGAAACUCGGUGGCGUUUAUGGAUGCGAGCACUCCCAAGGCCUUUCAGCGUCCGAGAAUGUAAAGCUGCGACUGCGACACUCGGCUGAUAAAACCCACUAUCAACCGAGUGACGGAGACGAAAUGCAGCGCGAAAAAAACUUAAUUUAAUGUUUUUGAAAGUAGAAAACUCGGAAAGCACCAAAGGCAGAGAUGAUCAAAAACAACCGUACGUUACGUAUCUAUGGCGACUGGCUUGUGAAGAAAAACAAACAAACGGCGUUCUGUGUUUUGAAUCAUGUGAGGAAAUGAAUCAUGUUGUAUAGACUUUUGGUAUAAGGCAGCCUGUAAAGUACAAAAUACCUUUGGAGUAAUAUAACGUAGACAAUGGAACAAAAACAAAACUGUGUAUUGCACAAUAAAAACCAACUGUAAGCAAAAAGUAUGCAUGUAACUAUAGACAAUAAAUGGUGAAGUAAA
Scophthalmus maximus (turbot) is the source of this 5470-nucleotide messenger RNA. RefSeq lists its product as uncharacterized. Gene Ontology annotation, cellular component: cytoskeleton. NCBI's taxonomy places the organism in Eukaryota, Metazoa, Chordata, Actinopteri, Pleuronectiformes, Scophthalmidae. The transcript has 11 exons. Gene Ontology annotation, biological process: actin cytoskeleton organization; positive regulation of Arp2/3 complex-mediated actin nucleation. Gene Ontology annotation, molecular function: actin binding; protein kinase A regulatory subunit binding; Arp2/3 complex binding. Bases 316 to 1986 code for a protein of 556 amino acids. The record is from RefSeq and is a predicted model, not a curated record.